AUGGGGGCUGUGGACCGUCCGACGCACCACAUCGCGGCCGCCGUCCUUGUCGUUGCUUAUGCGCUCCUCUGGCAGCCAACGGCGCCUCCGCCAGCCUCGAGCAGCAUCACUUUUGCCGUCUCGCCCGUGACGCCAGCCAACUUUUCGGGCCCUUUGCUUCGCGACACCACCACAGCGAUUGAUCAACUGCCCGAGUACGUCGACGCUGGCUGUCAACGUGUGCACCAGCAGUCGCCGCUCGCGAUGCCAUUCGUUGCAUCCACGAUGGGCUUUCUCGAUGGCAUCAGCAAAGCGUACGCCCAGCACCUCCACUUGGUGCUGCGACCCGACGACAUUUGGCUGGCGCUCACGAGCCAGUUUGGUCUGUACGUCGACGGCAAGAUCGAGCUCGAGAUUGAAACGGCGGGCACGGUCCACACGGUCGACUUUGGUGUCUGUGCGACUCAAUUGGUCGACGAGAUGCGCGCGCACUUGGUCGACCCGGCGCUCGCCGACGUCCUGCUGCCCAACUUUACAACGACCACGCCCCACGAUCGCAUCACGGCGAGCAUUUUGACCAUGGCCACGAUGAAGAAUUUCUUCCAGUACAAGAUCAAACUCUCGUGUGGCAUUCCAACGGUGACGCUUCUCGGCUCGGUCGACGACUGGCAGCAAAUUCGGUCGCGCAUCGAGCACUUUCGAGCGUAUGGCGAGCGUAUGCAGACGUGGGUCGACCUUCUCAGCGGCGUCCUCGAUCAGUUUGUGGCGGCGGCGCGUGGCGAGCCGGACACGGCGUUUUGGCGAAGCAUUUAUGACAGCACCUACCAAGGCUGCGGCCAACGCUAUGUGAGUGGCUGGGUGAGCGUCUUUGCCGUCUUUGACGGAAAAGGUCGGUGGCAGGGCGAUGAGCGCACGACCAGUUCCGGCGAGAGAUCGACCUACCCAAUCAUUGCGGUGUACGAUCUGCCACCGGGCUACGCGGCCGUCGACGUCGAGAUUGAUGACAACGGCAACAAGGUGGACGCAAUCAUGCUGGCGGGUCACAUGUCGUAUGCCAUCCAAGACAACAACACGGUCGUCCCGCAGCUGGGCUGGGCCAUGGCGCUCAAGCCCACAGCACUUGAAAUUUCGACACGUGUUUGA
This is a messenger RNA of Saprolegnia parasitica CBS 223.65, 1122 nucleotides long. RefSeq lists its product as hypothetical. Bases 1 to 1122 code for a protein of 373 amino acids. The transcript is spliced from 2 exons. Lineage: Eukaryota; Oomycota; Saprolegniomycetes; Saprolegniales; Saprolegniaceae. The record is from RefSeq and is a predicted model, not a curated record.